UCAAGCCACAUGUCAAAAGAAUAUUGGCGUAUAAUAUAAGCCUUUGACAUCUAAGCAUAAAGUUACAAUUACUUGAGUUUAGUUAUAUCUCGAUAUAAUAUAAUAAAUAAAAUGUAAUAUCAUCAAAGAUUUAUUAAAUAAUUAAAAAGACAAUUGUUAUCAUGCUCACAUAUAAGAUAUUUUUAAUGCCACAAGAAGUAAGUAGUGACUAGAAUAUUAUAUAUAUGUGUGUAUGUAUUAUAUCACUAGAUAUUAUUGAUUUUUCUUGUAUAUUCUUAUGGAUAGUAUUGAUUAUCAUUAUCUUCGACUCUCCAAACUUUCAAGUAUUGAAAAAUCAUUCGAACAGAUUCUUCCUACAAUUUUUCAUUAUAAUUGCAUAUUCAACUAUUAUUAAUACAACAUUCUAAUAGCCAACUGCUCAAUUGUUGAUCCAAACUAGAUCACAUUCAUUAUUGGUGAUUUCUUGCAUCAUCAAUGAGCCAAGUUGGAGAUUUAGGAGAUUCAGAUUGUGCAUGCCUGCCAUCUCCCAGAGGCACUAUCCCUAUCUUCUCCUUAUCCUUUUUCUGUCUUAUUCACAUGUUGUUGAUAACAUUGAUGUUUAAAAUGGGAAGAGACAGAGGCCAUCUCCAAAGUACAAUAUUAAUAGAAGACUUACUUCACAUCUGAGUAACAAGACUUGCAAAUGGUACCAGAAAUGAUGAUGCAAAAAGGGUAUGUGUCUCAUGGAGACAAAUAGAAGAAAAUUCCUCUUGAUGACCUAACUCCAAAUGGCAUGAGCCUCAAUGCAUCUAAUCCAAAUGGGUGGUCUUCCCACAAACUAGUGUUUUCCACCCACAAUGCCACUGGUAACAGGUUAUCCUAUCCGUCGAGCAGCCAUGCAGGGAGAGGAGUUGCGCAAAGGGCCUUGGCUCGAGGAGGAAGACGAGCGUUUGGCUGCUUCUGUCGCGCUUCUGGGGGAACGGCGAUGGGAUUCGUUGGCAAAAGCUUCAGGCCUGAGGAGGAGCGGGAAGAGCUGCAGACUGCGGUGGCUGAACUAUCUUCGCCCCAAUCUUAAGCGUGGUCGAUUGACUGCAGAAGAAGAGACCAUCAUUCUUCAGCUCCACAAGCAAUGGGGUAACAAGUGGUCGAAAAUUGCUAGAAGCCUGCCGGGAAGAACUGACAAUGAGAUAAAGAACUACUGGAGAAGUCAUUUGAGAAGGAAAGCAGCACAACUUGAGGAACGAGGAAACUGCCAGAGCAUCAUAAGCAAUGCUAAACAGGACCUAUUGACGCCAAACUGUGACACAGUGAGUCUAAGAAGCAGCAAUGGAGAGUGCAACAAGGGGGACAGUUUGAUAACCUUGGAUGAUACUUUUGAUAUGUUUGGACUGUCGAACUACGGGAUUGCAGGUUCGCCUUACGAAACGCGCAUGUCAGACUGGCUAUCGCAUUUGUCAGAUGGGGCAGGGGGCGUGUACCAUCACGGGGACUGUCAGAGUUUGGAGUUAUGCUUCUGUUUUCCCUCCGAGAACAGCUAUGGAGGCUCAUGGGACUCCUUGGGCUUCCUCUGGGACACGGAGUAGACCAAAUUCUACAUUUUUGAAUCUUGAUAAGUGAAUAAUGGAUGAACUUUUGCUUGUGAAAAUACACUAACUUGCAAUCCUUCUCCUUUAAUUACUUACCACUGCUGGCUUGCUGCCAUCUUUCAUGCAACAGAA
Molecule: messenger RNA, 1697 nt
Organism: Diospyros lotus (date-plum)
Lineage: Eukaryota; Viridiplantae; Streptophyta; Magnoliopsida; Ericales; Ebenaceae
Product: transcription factor MYB27-like
Exons: 5
Coding region: 837-1562 (241 amino acids)
Biological process (GO): regulation of DNA-templated transcription
Cellular component (GO): nucleus
Molecular function (GO): DNA-binding transcription factor activity; sequence-specific DNA binding
Source: RefSeq, a predicted model, not a curated record